AUGCCUACCAGACUCACCAAGACCCGCAAGCACCGCGGUCACGUCUCCGCCGGUCACGGUCGUGUCGGCAAGGCUCGCAAGCAUCCCGGUGGUCGUGGUAUGGCCGGUGGUCAGCACCACCACCGUACCAACUUGGACAAGUACCAUCCUGGUUACUUCGGUAAGGUUGGUAUGCGAUACUUCCACAAGCUCCAGAACCAGUUCUGGAAGCCUGUUAUCAACCUCGACAAGCUCUGGGCACUCGUCCCUCUCGAGCAGCGCGAGAAGUACCUCGCCAACAAGUCCGCCGACACCGCCCCAGUCCUCGAUCUCCUUCCUCUCGGCUACAGCAAGGUCCUCGGAAAGGGUCGCAUUCCCGAGAUCCCACUCAUCGUCCGCGCACGUUACUUCAGCAAGGACGCCGAGCGCAAGAUCAAGGAGGCUGGUGGUGUUGUCCAGCUCGUCGCUUAA
This is a messenger RNA of Ramularia collo-cygni, 450 nucleotides long. Its product is annotated as 60S ribosomal protein L27a. Gene Ontology annotation, molecular function: structural constituent of ribosome. The record is from RefSeq and is a predicted model, not a curated record. Gene Ontology annotation, biological process: translation. Lineage: Eukaryota; Fungi; Ascomycota; Dothideomycetes; Mycosphaerellales; Mycosphaerellaceae. The transcript is spliced from 3 exons. Gene Ontology annotation, cellular component: cytosolic large ribosomal subunit; ribosome. The coding region runs from base 1 to 450 and encodes 149 amino acids.